AUGUCAUACCAAAUCCCCCCAUCACUCAAUGUCAAGCCACUCCCUCAAUGCACCUAUGCCACCACUUCUACGGUGUUCAAUAGUAGCUCGUCGAUUCAGAAGACUCUCCAGUCAUCAUCCUCAUUGAAUGAGGAUGAUAACGUAUCAGAGUUUGGCGCUUCACUUCAAUCAUCUUUCUCUGGGGAUAUCACUGUGGCAACGGCUCAAUCAAUGACAACAAGUUCAACUCAACACAUCAUUCUCACGCAACUCAAUUGCUCGACCACUUACAUUGAAAUGGACACAGACCAAAUCAGAUUCGAUCCCAACUUCCUCAAUGACCUUGCCUCAAUCGAACAGGAGACUGAUUUGUUUGCCAUUUUCAAGAAGUAUGCGAAUCGUCAGACAAUUGGCAAGCAAGUUCACAAGCAAGUUUUGGAGAAUCUGUCAAGGAACCAAUGUUCCAUGAGAGUGACACUGUCAAGGUAG
This is a messenger RNA of Acytostelium subglobosum LB1, 468 nucleotides long. RefSeq lists its product as hypothetical. Lineage: Eukaryota; Evosea; Eumycetozoa; Acytosteliales; Acytosteliaceae. The record is from RefSeq and is a predicted model, not a curated record. The transcript is spliced from 2 exons. Bases 1 to 468 code for a protein of 155 amino acids.